AUGACUGAUGCUAUUGACUGUGUAAUUUAUCCUUUAACGUAUUGUGUAAAUAAAUCUCUAGAUGAAAAUAAGUUCAAUGAGAAACUAAAAAUUUCUAGAGUUGUGCCCGUAUAUAAAAAAGUUGAAAAGAACUGUCCCACUAGCUAUAGGCUCAUAUCCAUAACUCCUUUUUUUCUAAACUUUUUAAACACUAAUUUUGGGUUCAGGGAAGGUAAAUGUACAACUGACUCAAUGAAUUCACAAGUAAAAUUUGUCCUAGUUGUGUUCGAGGCUUGGGACUAUGCUCCGGCUAUGUUUUGUGACCUGAGCAGAGCUUUUGAUUGUGUGGAGCAGGGCUUCCCAACAAAAUUUUCUCAAGGACCCCCUCAUCGAACAUGA
This is a messenger RNA of Schistocerca americana (American grasshopper), 378 nucleotides long. RefSeq lists its product as uncharacterized. Lineage: Eukaryota; Metazoa; Arthropoda; Insecta; Orthoptera; Acrididae. The coding region runs from base 1 to 378 and encodes 125 amino acids. The transcript is spliced from 3 exons. The record is from RefSeq and is a predicted model, not a curated record.